Molecule: messenger RNA, 768 nt
Organism: Corticium candelabrum
Lineage: Eukaryota; Metazoa; Porifera; Homoscleromorpha; Homosclerophorida; Plakinidae
Exons: 1
Coding region: 15-587 (190 amino acids)
Molecular function (GO): acyltransferase activity, transferring groups other than amino-acyl groups
Source: RefSeq, a predicted model, not a curated record
UAUUAGUGUCAUUCAUGGGCCGUUUUCGUUUAUUGGCUGUGAAAGAGGUUCAACCUAAAACAUUUAGCUUUAGUAGUGACGCUCGCAGAACGUUUAGACAAGUGUCACGAAAUGCUUCUGGAGCAUCACUUGAACCUCUGGAAGGAGAAGUCGUCUUCUUUGGGUGUGACGUGGAGGGAACUGUUGUGUCUGUAGCCAGUCUCUUGUUGGACCAUCCCAAACCUGAAAUGUGGGAUGAAGACGAGCAAAGUGUGAAUGACAUUUGCAGUGAAGACUGGGACGCAGAGACUUGCACAACUGUGGCAGAAUGGGAUUGUUGUUCAGCUAACAAAUUGUCAUUCCUAUUCGUCUUGCCACGUCACCAGAGGAGAGGAUAUGGAAGACAGCUGAUGGACUUUGUAGAAAGCUACGCGUGGGCAAGGUCUGAUCGUCCAAUUAAACUGGAAAGCUCUCGAAGAGGACUCGAUUUCUUCACUCAAUUAGGAUAUAUUCCAGUGGGUGAUCCUAUUCAUUGUGCCCAUCCUAGUUCUUCACUAUUCAAGACACUUCAAAGAAUGAUUAAGAUGAGGAAGAGACGCCUUAAUUAGUUAAUUAAUUAACUGAUUCUUAUCACAUCCAUAUCUUUGUCAUAACAAGAUUGUUAGCUGGAGUUUAGGUAGUAUAGUUUCAGAAAUUUCGUUGGCUGUUCAUAAAGGUAGAAAAUAGGAAAGAGGAGAUAAACCGUUUAUGAAAUAAAAUUGAAGUGUUUCAUGGCAUUCACCACGUAGG